AUGAGGGUGCCCUCUCUCCUCUCGUGCAUACUCGUCUACAUCGCUUCCGCUGCUUCUCUAUCUUAUGCUCACGACUAUGCCCGUCGCGAUGCAUUCUCGUCGCUGAACGGCAUGAAGAUGGUGCCCAAGCCAGCCGCGGGCUCUCCAUCUGACGGCUCGAUCAAAGGUCUCAUGAACAGAGGUGAUAUAGAGUACAUUGUGAACAUCACUCUUGGAGGCUCUGUGUUCGCAAUGCAAGUUGAUACAGGCUCGGCGGAUCUCGUUCUUUACCCGGACCAGCCUAUCAAGACUACAUCUGUGGUCAAGGGCUCUAAUGUCAGCCAGGUCUAUGGGGCAGGAUCCUUUGCAGGAUCUAUCGCAUUCGCCGAACUCAAGAUCGGCGGGCAUACCAUCGAUUCUCAAGUCUUUCUCAACGCCACAUCGGUCGACGAGUUCAUAACGACAGCGUAUCUAGCGGAAGGGCUCCGUGGGAUUCUGGGGCUUGACGCGGGCAUUGACAAUACCAAUCUCCAGGACGACCUCUACCAAAAGUACGGGAACAAAGGGCUGGUGAUGGGGCGCAAUUUCCUCCAGAACAUCUUCGCCGACAGCCCAGACCUGGGAAACUUCACCGUUGUAGCUCUGGGACGCAGCGACGACGGCGAGAGCGCUGGGGAGGGGUAUCUCGCGAUAGGGGAGUAUCCGGAACAGCUCAAGGACUCCUUUGCGAAGGCCGACUACGUGGACGUCGUUGAGGAGACUGGACUCUUCACCGUAUACGUGGAUGCUGUCAAGAUCAACGGGAAGGGACUCCCGCUGAACUCUUCGGUGCGCAGCGCCCCGCACGGGAAAGCAGUCGCUACCCUCGACACUGGAGCAACCGCGGCUCAGGUUACUCAGGAUAUAUUCGACGCUAUCUACCAGAGUAUACCUGGAGCGUUCUACAGAGCUGAUGUAGGAUAUUACGUCGUUCCUUGCCUCCCUCCAGACGCCCCGAACAUCACAAUCACUAUUGGUGGCGUGGAUGUCUAUAUCAACCCUCUUGAUCUCACGACGUUCAAAGACCUUCGUCCCGACUACAACUACUCAUUCUGCCAAUCGGCCUUCACCGUCUUCGACUUGGGACCUGGCUUCGCGGGCCGGGAUUUCCUUCUAGGAGACAGCUUCUUGCGAAACGUGUACACGUCUUUCUACUACGGCGCGCUCAACGCUUCGUACGGCUGGGUCAAGUCUCCGGCAGUCAAACUGGUGCCGGAGACUGGUACCCACGACGUCCACACCACGUACUCCGACUUCCUGAACGUUCGCCGUCAAAAGCUAGCGUCGUCUCCUCCGGAAGCCACUCGCGCGCAGAUCGAGAAGAUCAUAUCCGAAAUGCUGAACAGUGAUAACACGACGUCCGGCGCUGUCGAGGACGUAGCUUCGGGAGCCAGCACCGACUCGAACGCGAGCUCGUAUCAGUCGCUUCUUGACAAGCUCGACACGUUUGCUCCCAUCGUAUUCGGACUGCUUGGCGCGAUUGUCGUCGUUCUUUUCGGUCUGCUAGGAGUAGGCAUCACGUUGUGCAUCCGCCGCGGUCGCACUGUGGGUGGGGUACGCGCAGCAAGUGCUCUUUACGCGCCUGUGCCAGCACCAACGCGCUUCAAGGAGCCCGUACCGGAAUAUAGAGACGAGGAGAAUGCACGGUACGACCAGUGA
Messenger RNA from Peniophora sp. CBMAI 1063, 1677 nucleotides. The record is from the annotation of a GenBank genome assembly. Lineage: Eukaryota; Fungi; Basidiomycota; Agaricomycetes; Russulales; Peniophoraceae.